ACAGAAAUGAGUUCGCAAAUUCGGCAAAACUUCCACCAGGACUGUGAGGCUGCCCUCAACAGACAGAUAAACCUGGAGCUGUAUGCUUCUUACGCUUAUCUCUCUAUGGCAUACUAUUUUGAUAGGGAUGAUAAAUCUCUACCAAAUUUAGCAAAGUUCUUCGGUGACCAGUCCAAAGAGGAGCGAGUGCACGCAGAGAAGCUGAUGAGUUUGCAGAAUGAGAGGGGAGGCAGGAUUUUCCUUCAGGACAUCAAGAAACCUGACAGGGAUGAGUGGGGCAGCGGCCUGGAGGCUCUGGAGUGUGCUUUGCAGCUGGAGAAAAGUGUAAACCAAUCCCUGCUGGAUCUGCAGAAAAUGGCGACUGAACACAAUGAUCCUCAUAUGUGCGACUUCAUCGAGACACAUUUUCUGGAUGAGCAGGUGAAAUCCAUCAAACAGCUCGCUGACUGGAUCUCAAACCUGCGGCAUAUGGGAGCGCCACAGACAGGCAUGGCCGAGUAUCUCUUUGAUAAACACACCAUGGCUGAAGAGGGCAGUUAAACGAUGCUGUGACACUGAUGAUCAUCCUAGUCACCUCUGCAUGCCAGUCACCCCCCCACCCGUCCCUCACAUAUACUAUAUGUAUAUUCAGAUACCGCUGCAUUAUUUCUGUUAGUUAUCUGUCAAUCAACUUAGUUUGCUAAAGUCACACAUAGCUCUCUAAACUGGAGACCUGCCACCUCA
Messenger RNA from Scomber japonicus (chub mackerel), 723 nucleotides. RefSeq names its product ferritin, heavy subunit-like. The transcript is spliced from 4 exons. Gene Ontology annotation, biological process: intracellular iron ion homeostasis; iron ion transport. NCBI's taxonomy places the organism in Eukaryota, Metazoa, Chordata, Actinopteri, Scombriformes, Scombridae. The record is from RefSeq and is a predicted model, not a curated record. Bases 7 to 540 code for a protein of 177 amino acids. Gene Ontology annotation, molecular function: ferric iron binding; ferrous iron binding. Gene Ontology annotation, cellular component: cytoplasm.